Microdochium trichocladiopsis is the source of this 1274-nucleotide messenger RNA. RefSeq lists its product as uncharacterized. The coding region runs from base 25 to 1074 and encodes 349 amino acids. The transcript has 4 exons. The record is from RefSeq and is a predicted model, not a curated record. Lineage: Eukaryota; Fungi; Ascomycota; Sordariomycetes; Xylariales; Microdochiaceae.
CCGAGGCUCUACGGCGACCAUUUGAUGCCGACAACUAGCGGCCGAGCCACUUCUCAUCCACACUGGCACACCAACGACUCUGCUCUUCUCGAGACAUCCCCGACUCCCUUGUCAGCAAGCAGCCGGCCUAUCGCAAUCCAGCUACCACCAGCCAAGUCCACCGCUGCAGACGGCACGCCUGUCCGCACCCCGCCUGCACCACUCUCCGCCCGUGGCGAUCUCCCUGGAGGCUACUUUCCACUUCACGAGGAGCAGACCAGGACCUACCAACCUCAUCCUUUUCACCUGGAUGCCACAAAAGCACGCAAGCGAUCCAUCCAGAUCGCUCACAAAGAGUCCCAGUCACCCACCACCCUCCCAACUUCUUCAAAGACAGCAGACUCCAGCUAUUUCGCCGCAACUGCGCCCGCAUCAGCAUCGCCCACCAUGGCUCGGUCGUCCAAUCUCAAGGCUCCAGAGUCCAGCAGUAGCCGUAUCCGCGCCUCGGCGGCCUCGCCAACAUCGUCCAGAACCACUACCCCGGUAGCGGCUUACAACCCAGGACCAUACUCGGAGAACCCGCUGCCUAUGGGCAAAUACUACCCUUCAAACUAUGAGCAACGAAAGGCCGAUAAACAUGGCCGGCAGUUGGCGUCUCCCUCUUCGUCCAAACAUGCGAGAUCUCCUUCAGCUACUGGCUCAUCCGGCCGUGAGCACAUCGGUCCAGGGCAACCCCGGCACGAGUCAGAUGCGAAACGAAGGAUCCAGCAGUACCAGCGGGAUAUGAUUGCACAAGCGACGUUGGCACUCAACAACGGGAGCCUGAGUCCAGCUGCGUUGCAGUCGUUGAGGUCCAUUGGUUUCGGAAGCAUAUCCAACUCGAAUCCUUCCAAGCCUCGAUUAGAGCCUCUCGGAAGUCCUGGACCAGUUACACCCAUGGAACUCGGAGGGUCCGAUGGCUAUCUCUCUGCUCAUGGACCCGUAGAUGCCGUCCAAGUUGAGGAGAUAGCGAGAGUCAUCAGAGCUGAAGAUGAGCGCAAGCGAAGAGAGGGUGCCAUCUCGCCAGCAGUCGAACUCGGACCCAUCACUUUCUGACCUGGGCAUCAGGAGCAUACGGCAGCCGGUCAUGGAUCAGCAAGACUUGUGGUCUUGAGUUUCAGCCUUUGAUAACCACUCAAAAGUCUUCAGUUUUGUUUUCAGUAUGCUUUUUUCAGGAACUCGACUUGUCUGUCUAGCCUUGGGAACGGCGAAAAUGGUUCAUUAGAUUGGGGCAACUGAAGUGGGGUGCGCAUGAU